AUGAACGAAAGACAAGGAUCUUUUGAACUUUAAUUUGGGUAAAUCGAAUGCGAAUAUAAUAAUAAUAGACCUUUUGAUAAAACUCCUUCUUGUUCACCUUUACCUUAAAAUGAGGCAGAAUAAUUUGAUGAUUUAAACUUUUCAAUCAACUCAAAUACAAAUUUUCAAGCUAAUGGGUUUUAAAGCAGAAAAAUUAAAGAGAAUAAUUAUCAGAUUAAAAACUAACCAAAUUUAUUUGAAGUUCUCAAAGUUGAUAAAUUAGUAGCACUCUUUAAAGAAAAAUUAAUGUUGAAAUCUCAUGUCUUAAGUCAAGCCAAGAGGGAAUUGAUAAGAAAAAUUGUUAAUGAAAAGUAUGUAUAAUAAAGGGAAUAAAUUUCUUAAUAAGAAUUUAAUACAUAUUGUUCAAAAUUAAGUCAUCAACUUUUUGAUUAAGGUAAUGUUUUCCUUUAAAUUUGGUCUUAUAUAAAGACUAUCAUUUUAUUAGUCUUGUUAUGGGUUUAUCCUUUUUUAUGGAGUUUUAGAAUUGAUAGUUAAUAUCAUUCACUAACUAUAGUAUUUAUUAUCUUAGAUAUAAUUUAAAAAUUAAAUACAUAGUUAAUAUUUUAAGGAAAUGUAAAGUAUUAAGUAAUUUAAUUAGGUCAUCAAUUAAAGAUCUGAAAUACUGUCAUUUUAUCUCAGAUCUUAACUACUAUUUGACACUCUCAUAAUUAUUUCAGUUAUUACUCUAAAUUACACAAUUAAAGGAAAUCAAAGAUUAUAAAUAGUAGAGAUUAUAUUCUUAUUGAUUUUUUCAAUUUUUAUCUAUAGAAAGUUUACUGAAGAAAUAGCUAAGAUUAAUUAAUCAACAUAAUUUAAUAAACUAUAUAGAGAAUAUUUUAAUUUAUUCUAAUUACUUAUAUUAAUAGUUUAUUUUAUUCAUAUAUUAGCAUGUAUUUGGAAUUAUGUAGGAUAAGAAUCAUCAUAAUAUUUUGAGAAUAGUUGGAUUAUUUAAGCAAAUAUUAUGAAUGAUAAAAUAGAGAUUCAAUAUUUAUAUUCAUAUUAUUGGGCAGCAACAACAACAAUAACUGUAGGUUAUGGAGAUAUAGUUCCUAAGAAUCCAAUCGAAAUAAUAGCUUGCAUAUUUUCAAUGUUAUUCUCAAGUUUUAUAUUUGCAUAUUCAAUCAAUUCAAUAGGAAAUAUAUUAUAUAAUAUAAAUGUUCAAUAAUCACAGUUUAUGUAAUUAAAUUAUUUGAAAUUUUAGUCAAAGUAUUCGUGCUAUUUCAGCAUAUAUGAAUUAAUAUCAUGUUCCAAAUUAAUUGUAGAAUAGAAUUAGAAGUUAUUUAUAAUAUUAAAAUUAAGAAUAAUCAGAUAUAGAUCAAGAAUAUACAUAUGUGAUUGAUAAUAAAUUAUCAUAAUAAUUAAAAGAAGAAUUGAAAUUUACAGUCUUCAAAUAUAUCCUUUAAAAGAGUAAAAUUUUACUUAAUAAUUUCUCUGAAGAAUCUUUAAAAUAAGCAUCAUAAAAAUUGAUUUCACGUCAAUAUUGUCCUGAUGAAUUUAUUUUUCAUUAAAACAUAUAAGAUGAUAAUUCCUUGUACAUGAUUGAUUAAGGCAAAGUAUAAUUGAUAGAUACAAAAUCUGAUACUGUGAUAUGUACCUUAACAAAAGGAUAAUUUUUUGGUGAAAAUUCUUUUUAUACUCUUAGUUCAAGAAAAUGUAGUGCAAAAAGUAUUGGAUUCACAAAAAUUUUCAGUAUCAAAAGAGAUGACUUUUUAUCUGUAUUAUCUUAAAUGGAUCUAGAAAAGUUUCAUAAUAUUAAAGAUAGAAUUCUAUAAAAUCUAUCAAUAGAUGGAAUGAAAUGUUUUCUCUGCAAUAAAGAUGAUCACAUAGUUUUUGAUUGUAAAUACCUUAAUUAUAAGCCUGACAUCUAAAAACUUAUUUACCUAUAUAAUAAAUCUAUGCAGCAGAGAAUGAUCAAUUUCAAAAGAAACCAUUUCAAAUUUAAAGCACUUAAAAUUAAAACAGUAUUAUAUUCUAAAUAUAGUAGAUUAUUUAAGAUUAACAAAAGGCAUUCCUUAAUGAUUAUUAAUAGGAAGAUUAAAUAUCCGAUUAAGAUGAAACUCUUAAAAACUCAAUAUCCUAAUAAUAACCAAGCCUUGAUACACCAUCUUAAGAAUUGACUAUCUAAUCACCUAUUAAUUAGGAAGGAUUCCAAACCAAAAAUUCCAUUUAUAAAAUUGUUCAUCCUAAAGGUAAUGAACCUAAAUCAGUUACUAUUCCUAAUAGUAAUAGUACAAUGAAUUUAGAACCUUCAAUAAAAGAAAUCUAACUUAAAUCAAAUCUAAAAAUUGAAAGGACUGAAAGAGAAAAAUCAUAGAGACUUACAAAAAGUUGGAAAUCUUAAUUCCUUACUUCAAUUAAUAAUAAGAAUUUUGAGGAUCUAAUUGAAUUCGAAAUACAUAAAGAAUUUCAGCAUUAUUUUCCUCAUAAUAAUAUCACAGAAAUUAUUAUUUAAUAUAAUAAAAUUGGAAAAUCAUUAAGAAGACUUUCUAGGAAAUCAUAACGAUCUGUUUAUAAGAAUCCUUUAAAAAAAAAAAGUCAAUGA
Molecule: messenger RNA, 2581 nt
Organism: Paramecium pentaurelia
Lineage: Eukaryota; Ciliophora; Oligohymenophorea; Peniculida; Parameciidae
Source: the annotation of a GenBank genome assembly